Entelurus aequoreus (snake pipefish) is the source of this 4766-nucleotide messenger RNA. RefSeq names its product formin 2a (gene fmn2a). Lineage: Eukaryota; Metazoa; Chordata; Actinopteri; Syngnathiformes; Syngnathidae. The transcript is spliced from 18 exons. Bases 111 to 4010 code for a protein of 1299 amino acids. Gene Ontology annotation, cellular component: nucleus; endoplasmic reticulum membrane; cytoplasm. The record is from RefSeq and is a predicted model, not a curated record. Gene Ontology annotation, biological process: intracellular transport.
UGGUCCUUAAAGUACUUCAAGAAGAAAACUAGCAGCAAAUAUUUUGUGAACCUUGUUGAAAAGUAGAAGUUAGCCUGUCUGGUGGUCGUCCCCCCGGAUGAGCGGUCACCAUGCACACCAUCAAGACUGUGGAGACCCAAGUCCCCUUUCUGAAGGAGAGUUUCUUCACCAGCACCUUCAAGGACCGCAGGAAGAGCAGCGUCACCGGCGUGCUGCGCAAACAACAACAACAACAACAACAACAACAGCCUCCUCCUCCACUCGCUCGCUCUGACAGCAGCCCGUUAUGCAACAGACCUGAGUGGACGGGGGCAGGCGGGGACAGGAAGGAGGGGCGAAAGGAGAGGGGAGUCCUGACUGGGAGGGGGGGUGAGCGAGGAGCGAGCGGCGUGGAGCCUGAGGCUGUCACCGCCAGUCUCCGCCUCCUCUCAGCUUCAGCAUCAUCCUCACAGCUGCCUCCCACUCUGCCGGGGAAGCAGGCGGGAUCAGGCGCAGGAGCCCGCCAGGACCCCCCGCGUCAGGGCCAGCAGCAUGGCCUCCUAGCCAGGGGGGUGCGCCUGCUCCGGAGCAUGGGCAACCAGGAGGCCAAGCAGAAGAAAGGCGGGAACGGCGGAGGUGGAAAGGAUGGAUCGUGCGACGGCGGGGAAGCGGAUAAGAAAUCCAAAAAGUCCAGCAAGGCCAACAAAGCAGGUGGGAAAUCCAAGUCGGAUUCCAAGGUUUCGGUCUUCUCCGGGAUGAAGAUCAGGAAGAGUUCCAAGGCCAAGGGAAUGUUCAAGGAUGACUUGCUGGAGGAUGAGAGGUCGGCUCAGGCUGGGAAAUCAGACCUUAAGCUGAGAGCGAGCCUGUCAGCUGACGAGAUAGGAAUGCUGUCGGAUUUGGAGGGUGAACUAAGCUGCUUGACCGCAGGAAGCCAACAAUCCAUCCUGGACAACAUGUGCCUCAAGACCGGCUCUGGAUCGGACGUAGACCUCUACAGUUUUCACUCGGCCUCAGCCGACACCGAGGACCUGCUCUCGGACAUCCAGCAAGCCAUGAAAAUCCAAUCGGGUGAGAAGUCAACCUUCCAUGGAGGCAAAACCAAAGUUCUAGCCCAUCAGGCUUUUAGCUUGGACAAGGACCGUCCAAAGAACGCAUCUGAGAGCACGCCGAUGUCCAGAGAUUCUUCAGUUCCUGGGUCGCUGAAUGAGAGCGGACCGUCCACCGAGAGGAGCAGUGGAAGUCUCUUCCCAAAGACCAACAGCACCUACAGCUUUCCAGACACCUUGACCACCACCACGUCCUACGAGAGCGCCGAGGACGAACCCAGGCAGGAAAACUGGACGUCUCAAGGCCAACACCCAGGUGUGCCACGAGUUCAGGUUGAGCCUGUGAGUCCUGGUCCUCACAAGAGUGCAAGCAGCAUGGAUCUGUCUUCAGGGCCGGUGGAGGACUUCCUGUCCCUGAGGAAGAAGAGCAGUUUAUCAAUAAGUCUGCCGACAACCGACAGCAGCUGUGCUUCCCAGUCUCCCCCGACUUCCUGCGUCACCCCGUCCACCGUCAAACUCUACCCCCCAGUGCAUCCCUCCUACGUGAAGACCACCACCAGGCAACUCACCUCCCCUAUCGGAUCCCCCCUCACCAGCCCCUGCGUGCCCAGGAGAACAGACUCGGCAGAGGCAGGGGACGCCCAUGGAGGCAGAGCACGCAAGCAGAGGUCCAGCUCCAUCGCAGGACCGCUCGGCACGUCCGCCGACUGGUCCGCCCAACCGGACGGAGCGGGGGCUGCCCUCUCGGAGCAGGAGAUACAGGAGAAGGGCGGGGCUUACUGGACGCUGGGCUCCAGGAGGGCCCAUUAUGGACACUCCAGGUCCUCCAGGGCGACGGCAUCUUACCUGGACAUCUUCUCAGGUCGCUCCCUGCUGGACCGCCUGUGCCUGAGUCCGGACCAGGCCUGGUCCGAGGAGCAGGCCCAGGACAUGUGUCAGAGGAUGCUGACUCGGGGGCUGCUGCACACCUUCACUGACAACGCCGCCGGUCGCCAUGGUGACACCAAGCCAACCUUCCAGGUGGAGCUGCUGUACACCUGGGCCACGGUGGGCCUGCCAGUGUCCUCACACCUGUGGGAGCUCUAUGGGGGGAGAACCCUGCAGAACUCUACUUCACCUGUGCAGAACAAGACCGCUGCAGGAGCAAGACCUCACCUGCAGAGCGAUCCCAGCAGGUUGAAGUCCGCUCAGUCUUCCUCGGAGGAUGAAGGCGGCUUCAUAUCCCAGCUGGAGAAGACCAUCCAGGACCUCCGUGUGAAGGUGGCCGUCCUGCAGAGCCAGCAGGUUAGCGGGGGUCAGGAGGUGUUUGUCCAGACGUCACCAGUGAAGGAGAAGUGGGGAGCUGAGGUGGGAUUCAUCUGCACUUGUCAGCAGACUGGGACCCCUCCCCCACCACCCUUACCUGGGCUUGCACCUUGCCCUCCUCCGCCCCCACCACCCUUACCAGGGCUUGCACCUUGCCCCCCUCCACCCCCACCGCCACCGCCCCCUGGUUUCGCCGCUCCGCCCCCACCGCCCCCUCCACCCCCAGGUAUGGGCCCCCCUCCGCCGCCCCCGCCCCCUGGAAUGAUGGGUCCCCCGCCUCCGCCAGCACCCCCAGGCCUUGGCCCCCCACCACCACCAGUGGGGCCCGUGCUCUCCAAGUCGGCGCAGGAAGCGGCCCCUGCCAAGGCCAUGGUGGAGCCCCCCAAGCCAAUGAAGCCGCUCUACUGGACGCGCAUUCAGCUCCACGCUAAGAAACCAGCCGGCUCUCUGGUGUGGGAGCAGAUCCAGGAGCCGACCGUGGACUUUGAAGAAUUUGUGGAACUCUUCUCCAAAAGUGCUGUGAAAGAAAGGAAAAAGCCCAUUUCAGACACAAUCAGCAAAUCCAAAGCCAAGCAGGUGCUGAAGCUGCUGAGCAACAAGCGCUCUCAGGCUGUUGGCAUCCUCAUGUCCAGCAUCCAUCUGGACAUGAAGGACAUCCAGAAUGCCGUCCUAAAUAUGGACAACACCGUCGUGGAUCUGGAGACCCUGCAGGCGCUGUAUGAGAACAGAGCCCAAAGUGAGGAGUUGGAGAGCAUCAGGAAACACAUCAAGUCCGCUACGGACAAGGAGGACACAAAGCCGCUGGACAAGCCCGAGCAGUUUCUGUUCCAGUUGUCAGAAAUUCCCAACUUCUCGGAGCGAGUCUUCUGCAUCCUCUUCCAGAACACUUUCCAGGAGAACAUCAGCUCCAUCCUGCGAAAACUGCAAACACUGCAAAGAACAUGCAAGGCUCUUCAGAGUGGCAAGUGUGUAUUGCAGGUUCUGGGACUGGUGCUUGCUUUUGGGAACUUCAUGAACGGAGGAAAUCGCACUCGCGGGCAGGCUGAUGGUUUCUCUUUGGACAUUCUGCCCAAACUGAAGGACGUGAAGAGCAGUGAUAACUCCCAGAGUCUUUUGUCCUACAUGGUUGCUUACUAUCUGAAGCACUUUGAUGAGAAUGCUGGAAGAGAGACCAGCGCCUACCCUCUACCUGAGCCGCAUGACCUCUUCCAGGCCUCCCACAUGAAGUUUGAGGACUUCCAAAAAGACCUGCGCCGGCUGAGGAAAGAUCUGACCGCGUGCUCCAGGGAGACGGACAAAGUAUGCAAGUUGUCUUCUGAAGACAACCUGCAGCCCUUCAAGGACAAGAUGGCCGCCUUCGUGAGCCAAGCCCAACUGGACCUGGAAGCGCAGGAGAAGCAGCUGGCCGACACCCAAAAGACCUUCUUGGAGUUGAGCGUGUCCUUCUCGGUGAAAGCCAAAGCCGGCGAGAAGGAGGUCUCUCCCAACACCGUCUUCAGCAUCUGGCACCAGUUCUCCACCGACUUCAAAGAGCAGUGGAAGAAGCAGAAUAAGCUGAUGUUGAAGGAGCGGCUGAAGAUGGCGGAGGAGUGUUUCAGACAGGCCAAGGAGAAGAGCUCCUACAAUGUGAAAGCCAAACAUGCAACAGGAAUAAAAGCCAAGCUGGUGCAGAAGAUGUAGAACAGAGAAGACUAAUCAGAUGUAGAACAGAGAAGACUAAUCAGAUGUAGAACAGAGAAGACUAAUCAGAUGUAGAACAGAGAAGACUAAUCAGAUGUAGAACAGAGAAGACUAAUCAGAUGUAGAACAGAGAAGACUAAUCAGAUGUAGAACAGAGAAGACUAAUCAGAUGUAGAACAGAGAAGACUAAUCAGAUGUAGAACAGAGAAGACUAAUCAGAUGUAGAACAGAGAAGACUAAUCAGAUGUAGAACAGAGAAGACUAAUCAGAUGUAGAACAGAGAAGACUAAUCAGAUGUAGAACAGAGAAGACUAAUCAGCUGAAGUACAAUCAGACAUUUUCAGCCAACAUUAUAUUGUCUUGUUGAAUGGAUGUAAGAAUGUUGCUCUAUUAUGACAAGUUGCAGGAGAGGAAUGCUCUCUGGCAGCACUUAUUGAAUUAUGACUUGCAGGAGACGAACUUAAGCCGAGGGGAUUAAAUGGAGAUGCCAGAAAGUGCUCUCUGCCAAUUUGUAGCACCGCUGUGCAGGCUGUAUUUUAUAAGUCAUACAGAGUGGAGACCACGCUCUCUCUUUAUAGUCUGGUAUGGUUCACCUUCUUCAACAGGCAGGUAGAGACAUCCUUCACAGUGCCUUAAUACACACACACACACACACACACACACACACACACACACACACACACACACACACACACACACACACACACACACACACACACACACACACACACACACACACACACACACACACACACA